AUGGCCAACGCCCCAGCUCCCGCGGUCGACCCAGCCAGCGCUGACCUCAGAUUCCCCCUCUUGCCAUCGAGCACAGUCGCCAACCCCAUCAAGCCGGCCGAUCCUCCCGCCGUCUCUGCCCAUGCGCCGCCGCCCGCGCCGCCCAGCGAUGCGCCGCCCAAGGACCCCCAGGAGAGCCUGGGCCUCAAGCCCUCGGAGCCGGCCCAGCCGGCCGCCGCCAAGACCGACGCCGAGCCCACCAAGCUCUCUGAGCCCGCGGCCGUGAGCGCGCCUGUCGCCGCUCCCGUCGGCGCUACCAACGGCACUGCUGCGCCUGCGGCCCCGGCCGCCGAGGACAAGAAGGACGAGGCGGCGCCCUUGAUGGCCGGGGCGCUGCAGAGCGCCGACAAGCCCGCCGAGUCUGUCCCCGAGCCCGGCGCCGACGCCGCGGCGCCUGCGCCUGCGCCCGCGCCUGCAUCCUCCCAGGCCCCGCCGGCCAAGGUCGAGGAUGCCAAGGACGAGCAGGCGCCGGCCAAGCCUGCCGCCGUCGAGCAGCCCUCUGCACCCGCCGCCGAGAAGCCCGCCGAGCCCCCCGUCGAGAAGAAGCAGCCCGUCGAGACUGCUGCUGCUGCUGCUCCUGCCCCGGCCUUUGCCGAGCCGGCCAAGAUGGACGGGCCCGGCAACGCGCCCGAGGAGCCCGCCGAGCGGAUCAAGCCCACCGAGUCCGUCCCCGCCCCCGUGCCCAGCGCCCUCAACGGCGUCACUGCGGCGGCGACGGCCCCCAGCGCCAGCGCCGGGCCCACGGCCGGCGACAAGAUGGACCUCGACAGCCCGGCCGUAAGCGUCGCCGCGCCCGUCGCCGGCAACAAGCGCAAGUUCGAGGAGGACGCCGACGACGACGGCGGCGUCAACGGCAACGGCAACGGCAACGGCCCUUCCCUCGAGACGAGCGCGUCGGCCGUCGAGGGCUCCGUGGCCAAGAAGAUCAAGCCCGACAGCGCUGCUACCGACACCACCCUCGAGACCUCGACGGCGGCGCCCAAGGCCAACGGGAACGGCGCCGGGGUCAAGAAGAGCAACGGCCGGUCAAAGAGGGAGAAGGCGCCCGCGCCCGUGGGCCGCACCGCGAGGAAAACGCGAAGCCAGGGCCCGGUCGAUGCUUGA
Molecule: messenger RNA, 1143 nt
Organism: Thyridium curvatum
Lineage: Eukaryota; Fungi; Ascomycota; Sordariomycetes; Thyridiales; Thyridiaceae
Exons: 2
Coding region: 1-1143 (380 amino acids)
Source: RefSeq, a predicted model, not a curated record